Molecule: messenger RNA, 986 nt
Organism: Vigna umbellata (rice bean)
Lineage: Eukaryota; Viridiplantae; Streptophyta; Magnoliopsida; Fabales; Fabaceae
Product: putative xyloglucan endotransglucosylase/hydrolase protein 23
Biological process (GO): cell wall biogenesis; xyloglucan metabolic process
Cellular component (GO): apoplast; cell wall
Molecular function (GO): xyloglucan:xyloglucosyl transferase activity; hydrolase activity, hydrolyzing O-glycosyl compounds
Source: RefSeq, a predicted model, not a curated record
CGUCUCAUCACACCGCAAACAUCAACGCUUCAUUUCCCACUAAACAUUGCAAACCUUCCCUGUUCAUUUCUCAAAUGCCUUCAACCAAUUCUCCUAGCCUACCACUUCUUCCUAUCCUUCUAAGUGCUUACUUUCUUCUCACUGCUGCUGCUAACUUCAACCAAGACUUUCAGAUUACGUGGGGAGAUGGUCGUGCCAAAAUUCUCAACAACGCCAAUCUUCUCACUCUGUCUCUUGACAGAGCCUCUGGCUCUGGCUUCCAGUCCAAGAACGAAUACUUGUUUGGAAAGAUCGACAUGCAGCUCAAGCUCGUUCCUGGAAACUCUGCUGGCACUGUCACUGCUUAUUAUUUGCGUUCAGAAGGGUCAUCUUGGGAUGAGAUAGACUUUGAGUUCCUGGGAAAUCUGAGCGGUGAUCCUUACAUUGUUCAUACUAAUGUGUUCACACAAGGCAAUGGUAACAGAGAGCAGCAAUUCUAUCUCUGGUUUGACCCAACUGCAGAUUUCCACACAUAUUCGAUUCUCUGGAAUCCCCAGCGCAUUGUAUUUUCUGUGGAUGGAACCCCCAUCAGAGAGUACAAGAAUUUGGAAUCAAUUGGGAUUCCUUUUCCGAAGAGCCAACCCAUGAGGAUAUACUCGAGCCUUUGGAACGCUGAUGAUUGGGCCACAAGGGGUGGACUCAUCAAAACUGAUUGGUCGAAAGCUCCUUUCACUGCUUCCUACAGGAACUUCAAUGCCAAUGCUUGUGUUUGGAAUGCAGGAAAAUCCUCAUGUAAAUCAAAUUCUCCUUCCUCUGCUGCUCCUGCCACUAAUGCAUGGCUAUCACAAGAGCUGGAUUCAACUGCCCAGAAGAGGAUGAACUGGGUGCAGAACAAUUACAUGAUUUACAAUUACUGCAAGGAUAGGAAGAGAUUCCCUCAAGGCCUUCCACUUGAAUGCACACAUUCCUAGAACUGGAUUUCGAUCUUCCAAUUCCCACAACAAGUG